This is a messenger RNA of Beta vulgaris subsp. vulgaris (sugar beet), 2162 nucleotides long. RefSeq names its product methionine--tRNA ligase, cytoplasmic. The coding region runs from base 159 to 1952 and encodes 597 amino acids. Gene Ontology annotation, biological process: methionyl-tRNA aminoacylation. The transcript is spliced from 2 exons. Gene Ontology annotation, molecular function: methionine-tRNA ligase activity; ATP binding. The record is from RefSeq and is a predicted model, not a curated record. Gene Ontology annotation, cellular component: cytosol; aminoacyl-tRNA synthetase multienzyme complex. Lineage: Eukaryota; Viridiplantae; Streptophyta; Magnoliopsida; Caryophyllales; Amaranthaceae.
AUUAUAUAUCCCCUACAAACGUUAAGUGUUUUGUCACAUACUCCAUUUGUAACUUGUAGCACCACAACACGAAUACACGAUCGCCACUCUCGUCGUGCGACGCAGACGACCCCUGCUCUUCCCCUCGCCGGAAUCAGACAAUAUACCAGUUGCAAAUCAUGUCGCAGUCGGAGGAGAAGGUACCAAUCUCAGGCAAGAGGAACAUAUUAGUAACGAGUGCCCUCCCAUAUGUCAAUAAUGUGCCUCAUCUAGGCAAUAUCAUUGGAUGUGUGCUGAGCGCGGAUAUAUUUGCUCGAUUUUGUCGUCUUAGAGGUGAUAAUGUGUUGUUUGUUUGUGGGACUGACGAGUAUGGUACCACUACUGAGGUCCGUGCAGCUAAGGACAAUCUCACUCCCCGUGAAAUUUGUGACAAGUACCAUCCUUUGCACAAGGAGACCUAUGACUGGUUUGAUAUUAAGUUUGAUCAAUUUGGCCGAACUUCUACUCCUGAACACACUGUCAUUUGUCAUGAAGUCCUCGAUUCACUUAACAACAAGAAGCUCUUGGAGGAAAAUGUUCUUGAACAGUUGUAUUGUGAGCAAUGCUUAAAGUUCUUAGCAGAUAGUCUUGUUGAAGGUCAGUGUCCUCGCUGCCUUUUGCCUUGUAAAGGUGAUCAAUGCGAGAGCUGUGGCGCGUUUGUGAAUGCUCGAGAUUUGCUUAGCCCUACCUGCAAGAUUUGUGGGAGUUUGAGCCUGACUCUCCGCAAAUCAGAGCAUCUGUUUCUGAAACUAGCUGAUCUGCAGCAGGACUUGCGCGCCCUUUCUGAUAGGAUUACAUUCUCAAAUCAACAAGCAGUGACCCAUACAAAUAAUCUUCUUCAUAACGAACUUCAGCCAAAGUGCAUCACUCGUGACCUUAAAUGGGGAGUACCUGUUCCAAAAUUUAAAGAAAAGGUGCUGUAUGUUUGGUUUGAUGCCCCCCUUGGUUAUAUAUCCAUCACAAAGUGUCACACAUCCAAGUGGGAGCUAUGGUGGAAAAAUCCUGAGAAUGUCGAGCUUCAUUGUUUCAUGGGGAAAGACAAUGUCCCUUUUCACUCGGUCUAUUUUCCGUCAUAUCUGAUUGGAACAGGGGAAAAAUGGACCCUUCCUCAUUCGAUACAUGCUACUCAUUUUCUGUUAUAUGGAGCAGGAAAAUUUUCUAAGAGCAAUGGUAUUGGUGUGUUUGGUGAUGAUGCGAAAAAAACAGAUAUACCUGUAGAAGUAUGGAGAUACUAUUUGACAAGUGUUAGACCGGAGACAUCUGACUCAAGAUUUUUUUGGAAGGACUUGCAAGCUAAACUGAACAGCGAACUUGCUGAUAAUUUGGGCAACUUCAUCAACCGUGUGCUCACCUUUGUUGCUAAGCCCCCCGAAAAAGGAUAUAACUCUGUUAUCCCUGAUGUCUCUGAUGUUGUGCUGACUGAGAUGGACACUGAAUUAUGUGAUUACCUUAAACACUAUGUGCAGGAAUAUGUCAAGACUUUGGAGAAGGGUAAGUUGAAGGAUGGUUUAAAGGCUGCAAUGGCUAUUGCUAACGAGGGAAAUCGAUACUUCCAGAGAAGUCAAGUUUGGAAGCUUUACAUUAGUGAUAGAUCGAGGUGCUCUUUUGUUGUCAAAACUUUAGUUGGAGUUGUUUGCAUUCUUGCAUGCCUGCUUCAACCAUUUAUGCCAUCAUUUAGCACAGAGGUGUUGAAGCAACUUCAGCUUGAAGCUCAUGAGUUCACACUUCAAAACGACGACAUUGAGAGGGUUCAAAAGCCUUGGGAAAUUGUCCCUGCUGGUCAUAAAAUAGGGAAGCCAUGUCAAUUGUUCAAGAAAUUGAACGAGGACGAUGUUGACAAACUGGAGAAAAAGUUCUGUGGAAGACAGGAUGAUCGGUCUGAGAAUGUCAAGGUACUCAACAAAAGCAAGUCUGAGGUCUGCAUUGCCAAAUAAUGGAAGCCCAAUAUCUAGUUUAUGUUGACUUCCCCACAGUGGCACAAUGUUACUUUUAUCAUUCUGUGACGAUUCUAUAAUAAGUAUCUUUUACUAGUUUUUGUAUAUAAAUACAAUAUGUAGGAAAAUUUUGAUGGGUUAAAUUUGAAUAUUUGUAUUAACAUUGAACACAUCUUUUUAAAUUCUAAUCUGGAAGUUACUGCAGUUGUA